UAUAUGGCAAGGUAGCCAAGUUUGACCUCUCUUCUCUUGAGUAUCAGAAACAUGGCAGAGGUAGAGAUUAUCGGGAGCAAAUUAGCGCAAGAACUUGCAUUGAAUCCUGAAAAUGUUCCAAAUAACUAUAUCCACAAAGAAGGCGGUGUUGGAUUUCGUGAUGCUCUUCUUCCUUCCGAAUCAGAUUAUAUUGAUAUUCCAGUCGUUGACAUAGCUAACCUUGCAUCACAACAGGAGCUUCAUAAACUCCACUCUGCACUCUCUUCUUGGGGAUUGUUUCAGGCAACAAACCAUGGUAUGACAAGCUUGUUUCUUGACAAAGUGAGAGAAAUUUCAAAGCAAUUCUUUGAUCUCCCAAAGGAAGAAAAGCUAAAAUAUGCAAGAGAACCAAACGGUAUUGAAGGAUAUGGAAAUGAUGUAAUAUUUUCAGAAAAUCAAAAGCUUGAUUGGACUGACAGAGUAUAUCUGAAAGUGCAUCCUGAAGAUCAGAGGAAUCUCAAACUUUGGCCCCAAAAACCCAACGAUUUCAGGAAUACUAUAGAACAAUAUAACGAAAGUUUAAGGCAGUUAUAUGAAGUAGUUUUGAGGGCUAUAGCAAAGUCACUGAACUUGGAAGAUGACUGCUUCCUAAAGGAAUGUGGAGAGGGAGAUUCAAUGUUUAUGAGAUUCAAUUACUACCCUCCAUGUCCUAUGCCUGAUCAUGUUCUGGGCGUGAAGCCGCAUGCUGAUGGAUCUUCUAUAACUUUUUUGUUGCAAGAUAAAGAGGUAGACGGUCUCCAAGUCCUCAAAGAUAAUCAGUGGUUUAAAGUUCCAAUCAUCCCUGAUGCUCUCGUGAUUAAUGUUGGUGAUCAAAUAGAGAUAAUGAGCAAUGGAAUUUUCCAGAGUCCAGUACACAGAGUAGUGACAAAUGCCGAAAAGGAGAGGCUCACAGUAGCAACAUUCUGCAUCCCAGAUUCAGAAAAAGAGAUUAAACCGGUUGACAAACUAGUGAACGAGUCAAGGCCAAUAUUAUACAGACCGGUGAAAAACUUCGUUGAUAUCUAUUUCCAGUAUUACCAGAAGGGAAGAAGGCCAAUUGAAGCUUCCAAAAUUGAUUAUUAGUUAAGUAUGAAAUUUCUUGGAACUUUGUGAAACUAAAGAGAAUGAAAAUGAAAUAAAAUUUGUUGUGAAAAUUCUGAGCAGUGGCUCUGCUGCUUUAGAUCAAAUAAAUGCUGAUUUGUAUAAUACUAGUUUAAAGGUGACUUACAAUUGUAGUAGUAUGUGGAGUUUAGUUGUA
This is a messenger RNA of Trifolium pratense (red clover), 1276 nucleotides long. RefSeq names its product codeine O-demethylase-like. The record is from RefSeq and is a predicted model, not a curated record. Bases 52 to 1101 code for a protein of 349 amino acids. Lineage: Eukaryota; Viridiplantae; Streptophyta; Magnoliopsida; Fabales; Fabaceae. The transcript is spliced from 4 exons.